Molecule: messenger RNA, 1637 nt
Organism: Scheffersomyces stipitis CBS 6054
Lineage: Eukaryota; Fungi; Ascomycota; Pichiomycetes; Serinales; Debaryomycetaceae
Gene: PPG1
Product: putative serine/threonine-protein kinase
Exons: 2
Coding region: 1-1131 (376 amino acids)
Biological process (GO): peptidyl-serine dephosphorylation
Cellular component (GO): FAR/SIP/STRIPAK complex
Molecular function (GO): protein serine/threonine phosphatase activity
Source: RefSeq, a predicted model, not a curated record
AUGACUGUUCCAUUUCGAAUCCCUACUACAGAUCUCGACUAUUGUCUAGAACAGCUCCUCGAGCAUAAACCUCCCAAGAUUCUUCCGCCAGAAACCAUACAACAGCUCUGUCAUACACUCAAGACCCAGCUCUUGUCUGUUCCCAAUAUCAUGCCUCUCCAACUGCCCAUCGCUGUUGUUGGCGACAUCCAUGGCCAGUACCAUGACUUGCUUGAGAUCUUCCAGAUCGGGGGAGCCCCUCCCACGACAAACUACUUGUUUCUUGGUGACUAUGUGGAUAGAGGCUAUUAUUCUGUGGAAACCAUUUCAUUGCUCAUAACUCUCAAAUUGCGAUUUCCAGAUCGUGUCUUUUUGAUUCGUGGCAAUCACGAAUCGCGAACCAUCACUACGAACUACGGCUUCUAUUCAGAAGUUCUAAGCAAGUACAACGGCAGUGCCGAUGUGUGGUCGUAUAUCACAGACUUGUUUGACUACUUACCAUUAGGAGCUACCAUUGACGGCAAGAUAUUUGCUGCCCACGGAGGUUUAUCGCCGAGCUGUCAGCAAUUGGACCAGAUACGAGCGCUUGACCGGUUCCGGGAGAUUCCUCACGAUGGAAUCAUGGCAGAUCUUGUUUGGUCUGAUCCAGAUACCGAGAUCAUGGACUUCAAACUUUCACCAAGAGGUGCUGGAUACCUUUUUGGGCUUGAUGUGAUCAACAAGUUCUGUCACGAAAACAGUCUUGUUCAAAUGAUUCGGGCACAUCAACUCUGCAACGAAGGCUAUACGAGCUAUUGGCAGGGCAAAUGUCUCACGGUAUGGUCUGCACCUAACUAUUGCUAUCGAUGUGGUAACAAAGCUAGUGUAUUGGAGAUUCUUCAUUCCAACUACGACAGCAAAAGAACAUCUACAACGACUUCUAACUACGAAGACAGAUUCGACAGCACCAAGAUCUGCUUGCGACAGGGAGUCUUGCCAGGACAGUUUUUCAACAUCUUCGAGGCAUCUCCUGAGAACGAUGAAGAUACAUUGAAAGGGAAGAGUGUCAAUGGUAUCAACUCCGAAGACGAGUAUGCUGUCAACAAUGGUGACUUCUUCCUGGGUUUCUUCAGAGAGAAGUCGCGGAAGCAGCAUGUGGAGUAUUUCUUGUAAGGCAAGACUCCACUGUAAUAUUACAUAAUUAAUCUAGCAUUGUAUAUAAAGAAUAGAGUAGAAUUUGUAGAAGAUGGGGUCGGCAGUGAAAAUAUUUAGUUUCGUGAUAAGCAUGAGUUAUGAUAAUUGAGUUGUAUAGGUGGUCAUAUUUGGUUUUUUUUGUACUGAUUUUGAUGGUCGAAAAACCAUAUUGAAUUUCAUGAAUAAUAUAAGAUUGAAUAAUCGAAACUAUGUAAUUCAGACAUGACUUAUGGAAACUGUUUUAUACAAUUGUGAAUUAACCAUAGUACAACUCGAAGUUGAAGCCAUUGUGAACUUCAUAGUCGUCCAAAGUUAUAUGGUCCUUGUAGACUUGGUAGCCUUUCUUCAAGAUGAGUUUAUCGUAUGGAGUGCCGAUCUGGAGCGAGAUCACUUUCUUCAAGUCGCCGAUAGUGUCUGACUGGAGACACUUGACGUUGAUCUUCUUGCCGAGACGGUCGUUUACCAGGACCUCUAUCAUUUCUAAG